Messenger RNA from Gallus gallus (chicken), 2078 nucleotides. It is a transcript of the gene TFB2M, whose product is annotated as transcription factor B2, mitochondrial. Gene Ontology annotation, cellular component: mitochondrial matrix. The record is from RefSeq and is a predicted model, not a curated record. Bases 67 to 1245 code for a protein of 392 amino acids. Gene Ontology annotation, molecular function: rRNA (adenine-N6,N6-)-dimethyltransferase activity; mitochondrial transcription factor activity. Lineage: Eukaryota; Metazoa; Chordata; Aves; Galliformes; Phasianidae. Gene Ontology annotation, biological process: rRNA methylation; transcription initiation at mitochondrial promoter. The transcript has 8 exons.
GACGCUCCCCGUUGCCGCGGAGAUCGCGGCCGGGGCUCGGAGCGCGGGCGGCGGCGGCGGGGCGCCAUGCGGGCGGGCCGGGCUCUGCCGGGCGCCGCGGGCUGCGGCCGCCUCCUCGCGGCGGGGCUGCGGCCGCUGCUGGGAGGGCCGGGGCCGUGCUGGGCGACGGUGCGGCGGGCCGCGGGGCGGUGGCCGAGCCCGGGCCUGCGGGUGCCGCAGGCGGCCGAGGCGGAGCAGCUGGUCCUGCGGGCCGGCGGCCCCUGGGGCCGCUUCAUCGCCUGUCCGCAGCUGGCGCGCACCGUGCAGCGCUGCCUGCAGGCCGGCUCCGGCCCUCAGCCCGUCGUGCUGGAGUGCGCGCCCGGUCCUGGAGUCUUGACCCGGACUCUGCUCAAUGCAGGUGUCAGAGUGGUAGCUCUAGAAAGUCACCCAGCAUUCCUUUCAAAACUACAGUCCUUAGAGAAUAGCCUGGAUGGACAAUUAAAGGUAAUUUACGGUGAUUUCUUCAGACUGGAUCCUUUGGUUACUGGAGCAGUGAAACCACCUGCUGUGUGUUCUGACAAACUUUUUGAAGCCAUGGGUAUAGCAGCAGUUCCUUGGAGAGCAGAUGUACCUGUGAAAAUUUUUGGAAUCUUUCCACAAAGAAAGGAGAGGAACACACUUUGGAGGCUACUUUUUAUCCUGUAUGAAUGCAGUUCCAUAUACAGAUAUGGAAGAGUAGAACUCAACAUCUUUAUAAGUGAAAAAGAAUACAAGGUAUUAACAGCAAAGCCUGGGGAAUUAAGAAUUUACCAAGCACUUUCUGUGCUUUGGCAAGCGGGAUGUGACAUUCAGCUACUGCACAUGGAACCUUGGUCAUCGUUUCUAACUAAUAUGAAAAAUGGGCGACUGGCGAUUCCAAAGAGCACGAGGCUGCCAAAUGACCACUUAUGUUUGGUACGACUGACUCCCCAGCAAAACCUGUUUACAGGGGGCUUGAAGCCUGCUAAUUCAGCUACCUUUAUUUUCAUGGUGAAGCAGUGUCUUACUAAACCCAGGUCUAAACUUAUAGAUAGAUUAAAUUCAUGGAGCUUGGACAAUGCUGACAAAUUACUGAAAGCUCUAGAAAUUCCAGAAUACGUUGAAACGGGUAACGUCUACCCAGAAGACUACAAGCGUCUGUUUUGUGCUUUGCAAAACUCUAGCGUGUUCACUGAAAGCUGGUUCCAUGAUGAGGUCCUGGAAAGUAUAAGGAACAUAAACUUGUGAAUCUAAAGCUGCUGUCUUUUGGAAGAUCAUCGCUGCUUCUGGAAGAUUACUGUGAUAAGUAAUGAUUUGAAUAAAAUCAAGGUAUUAUAGAUGACUUCCUGUCCAAACAGGAAAAUAAACUUAACAAGUGAAAAGAGCCCUUCUAUAUGUAAUGAAACUAUGAGAUUUACAGUUAACUUGGUCACAAUCCUAUCCAGAAUGGUCAAACUUUGCAUCUUCUCCAGGACCACAUUGGUGACCUGCUGCUUUUGGAUGUGCCACUUAAACUGAACUUCGUACUAUGCUACUGUGUAUUUACAGCACUUGAAAAAAAUAACAGACCAAGUAGUGAUGUGUGUGGUUUGUAUUUUAGUGCCUGUCAUUGGAAUGCUCUUUCACAGAUUCCCAAAAUACACAGGUCUGUAUAACCACUGAAUCUCUUUUAUCGUCUGCUCUGAAAACCUUGCCGUCUAAAAUAAUAAAUCCUGAGUGGUGGGUUAAUAAAUGCAAGGUAAUGACAGCAUGAUAAAACAUCACCAGAGUUUUGAGUAAAAUUGUUAUAUGUAUGGUUGGAUAAAACAAAAUAGCACUUUUUUUUCUUCUGAAAACUUGAAAUGACUGAAGACUGGGCAGUCUGUUCUAGUUUACCGUGUGCAAGCACUUGUAUAAAGAUGGGCUUUAUCUUAUUUUUGGCCUGAAAUCCAGUUCACCGGUUCAUUCAGUGUUGUAUAAACAGUUGGGGAAAAGAAUUUUCUUAACUGCAACCUUCGCAAUAUAAAUUUGUUUCAUAUGUAUUAUGUGUAUAUAAAACCUUACUUUAAGAUGACAUGCUAUUAAAAUUGUCUUUUUAGCUA